AUCUAAAAUUUGUGCUUACAAGGAGAAAAACAAUACAAGAGUUGGACAAGAAAAAGGAAAAAAAGAUAAAAGGAGAGAAAGACAAAUGGAAAGAUAUAUGGAGAUGGAGGAAACAAAGAUUUCCUCUAAUGUCCUCCAACCACACCCACACACACAAUUCAACCUCUUUCCACAAUUAACCCCUCUUUUUUUCCCUUCCAUAUAUGGGGUUUUAUCUAAGUACCCCAUCCACACUAUCCCUCUUGAUAAAAUGGACCAACUAUUCUUCAAAGAUUUGAUUUUUUUGAUGUGGGUUUGAGUUUUCUUGAAAUUUUGGGGCUUUUUUUCCUUGGUGGGUAUGUGCUAGUGAAUUGAGAUGAAAAGGUCUGUUGAGGGUUUCAAUGGAAUUAGUUUUGUUGAUGAAGAAGAAUCCAAGGUGGAGAAACUAAACCAGAAAAAGCUGUUAAAUGAGUUAUUAGAACUGCAAAAGGAUUUUGUCUCCAAGAAGAGGAAGUUGCAGGCUGCAAAGCUGAAGAAAGAAAACAUUUUGGGUGAAAUCCUAUUCUUAAAGCAAAGGCGUAAAUACUUAUUGAAAAGCCAAUCUUCCGAUGACGAUAAUGAAAAGAACAUUUCACAUUUAAAAGAACACUUCGAUGCUGAGAGUGAAGUCCCUAAAGUAGAAAGAUCCAACAGUGGCUAUGAUGCAGUAGUAGAGUCAGCUCAUCCUGCCUUCACCUCAAAGUUCAACUCGGAACAUCAUGAAGUAGGAUACGAAGAACUGUUAGCAGGCGGGGACGUGUUGAGAAUGGAGUGUGUGCCAAAGAAUUACAAAGAAGAAACUCUCCUGGCAUGGUCAAGUCACAUUGAAGUAGGUGCAACCCUCGGAGAUCAUGAUUCAAAUCCAAAAGAGAUGAAGAUAAAUUAGGUGAUUUCUUCUUAUCUGCCAAAAACUUGGAGGACAGAGUUAUCUAGUACUUGUGUUGAUGGUUGCUAGAAGCUACACAAUGGAACAAUCAAGAUGUGGCCAAGCAAGCUCGAGCACCACCUUGUAUAAGAAAAAAUGAGCACUAUUUUGCGAUGCUAUGGAAUAAGUAGCUAUAUGAAUCUUCAAUGUCCAUAUUGCUCCAUUUAAAGCUUAUCCAUCUAUUUUGAAGAUUCAACAUAACUUUGACUAGAUUUACUCUGAAUCUCAAGUUACCACAACCUUUCUCCUCCCUCAGGACUGACAAUGUAAGCAAGCUCAUACUUGGAAGUUGAUUGUCUAAAUUUCUGUGACUUAUCGUAUAGGGUUAUCGAUUCAGGAAUGGCUGCAUUGGAUUGUACAUUUAGUUACUAAUACGCUUCACCGCCCUUCAUGCUUAAGCAUAUCAUGCUUGUAGUUGUUGUACACACCAUUGUAGUGUAUAUACUUCUCCAUAUGCAGCAUAAGGAUACUUAUAGAAGGGAAUAUGGUUCUCAAUGUUGAGUGGAAAGAGGGUAUUUUAGACUCAGAGGCGAAUUCA
Messenger RNA from Solanum tuberosum (potato), 1481 nucleotides. RefSeq lists its product as uncharacterized. The coding region runs from base 356 to 904 and encodes 182 amino acids. The transcript has 5 exons. The record is from RefSeq and is a predicted model, not a curated record. Lineage: Eukaryota; Viridiplantae; Streptophyta; Magnoliopsida; Solanales; Solanaceae.